Daphnia magna is the source of this 2405-nucleotide messenger RNA. Its product is annotated as leucine-rich repeat neuronal protein 1. The transcript is spliced from 4 exons. Lineage: Eukaryota; Metazoa; Arthropoda; Branchiopoda; Diplostraca; Daphniidae. Bases 9 to 1748 code for a protein of 579 amino acids. Gene Ontology annotation, cellular component: extracellular matrix. The record is from RefSeq and is a predicted model, not a curated record. Gene Ontology annotation, molecular function: protein binding.
CUUCAAGAAUGAGGCUGUGCGCUCUGGCGGCCGUCUUGGCCGUUCUCGUGCUGUCAGGACGGGCCAACGCCUUUUGUCCAGUCGGCUGUUUCUGCGACGACGAAACGCUUCAAGUGACUUGCGACGAAGCCAAUCUGGAAGUCAUUCCCAUCACCCUUAAUCCUUCCGUCCAGCGUCUGGUGCUCCGACAAAACAAGAUAAAGACCGUUGACGACACGGCUCUGCGCUUCUACGUCGAACUUCUCUACGUCGAUUUCUCUCACAAUAGAUUGGUAUCUAUUCAAGAUAGGACGUUUGAAGGUCAACGCAAACUCAACGAGCUCCGGCUGGAUCACAACAAAAUAUCCGUCAUAGGCAACGGCACUUGGCUGGGUCUCAGCCGCGAUCUGUCCAUCUUGUCGUUGAGAGAGAAUUACAUCAGCUCUUUGGAUGAAAGAGCUUUCGCCACGGCUGGAAGAAUCCGCGAACUGGAUCUCGGUCGCAACAGGCUGGAGCAAAUCCAUCCGCAGGCCUUUGCCGGCCUGCCCAACUUGCGGAUUCUCUAUUUGGACAGCAACAAACUGAGCUACAAUUCGCCACCGAGUUUCCCGGCUUUUUUAGCUCCGCUCCGACCGCUGGCCGAACUGAGUUUGGCCGGAAAUGACCUUCCCUGGCUGGCCGACGGCCUCUUCGGCGCCUUGUCCGAGCUCAGUCAACUGGAUUUGAGCGGAUGUGGUGUGCGCAACGUUUCGACGGAAGCAUUCCGGGGCCUGGGCCAACUGCGCGGACUGAAGUUUCACGACAAUUUGCUGUCGGUCGUUCCGACUCAGGCGUGGCCGCCCCUUUCGCAUUUGGAGGUGCUGACGCUGGGCCAAAACAACAUUUCCGUCAUCGGAGCGAAAGCUUUCAGCGGACUGGUUCGGCUGAAACAGCUGGACGUCAACGAUGCCGUCCAGCUGACGACGGUCGACGCCGACGCCUUGUCCGCCAAUCGCGAACUCGUUCAACUUCGGCUGACCAAUUGCAAGCGACUGUCCAAAUUGCCGGAAGGUUUCCUCGCCCGGUCGGUCAAUUUGCGUCGACUGGUGCUACGCGACAACGGACUGACUUCGCUGUCGGACAAAAUGUGGGCAGCAUCGGGUCCCGGUCAAUUUCAGCUGGUCGAUCUCGGUGGCAAUCCGUUCCAUUGCGACUGUAAAUUGCUUUGGCUCAGAGAUUACCUGCUGGGCACUUUCAAAACGAGUGUCGGCUCCGUCACGGUGACGCACCACAUGAAGAAACGCGACGUUGCCGCAGAGAGCCAGUUGCUGCCCAUGCCAACAGAAGCCGUUUGCGCCUCUCCGGUUCCAGUGUCCAAUAUGGCGCUGUCCUCGCUGUCGGACGACGAGCUGGGCUGCCGGACGUCGCUCAUGCGCUCGCCCCAGCUGGUGGUUGGACUGGUGGCCGCCGGCGCCGCCUGUCUGCUCGUCUUUGCGGCCUGCGUGGCGUGUCGAUUCCGCCGGCGGAUCAGGCAGUCGUGCUGCGGAGCUUCCAAGCCGCACCCAACCAAAGCCGAGGACGCGCGAACGCUGUCCAGCAAGUGGAAGCCGGCAUCUCCCAACACGUCGUGGGGCAUCAGCGCGCCGGCGGCUAUGAAUCACGGUGUCAGCCUGAUCGGUAACAACCGCGUACCGGAAUACCAGAAAGCCUGCUCGCAAGAAGAGGAAUGCUUCAUGCGGGCCGUCACACUCCACAACAGCCUCAAGCCGUUCCCAAGGACGGAAUUAUAAGACGAAACGGAAAGAGGGAAAAAGAACAAACAAAAACAAAAACGCGGACGGACCAGCUGAACGUUUCCAACGUCCACGACGAUUUUGGUUUGCAUUUUUUGUUUCGAGUUUUGGAUGUCGAGUCAGUUCGUCUACUUAUAUGACACAUAUAUAUUUGUAUAAUUUUUCUGUUUCAAAAGAAAUUUGUCAACAGUCCCUCCCCCCUUUUUCUCAUUGGCUCGUCUUUCUUUCCCCCCUUUUCUUCCCGUUUUACGCGACGUAGACAUUCCACGGAUUGGGGAUCACUUAGUGUCCAAUUUCUUCUUUAAAAAAAAACAAACAAAAAAAAAAACAUAAAAUGUAAAUCGAGUCAUGUCUUUAAUAGGUGAUCUCUGUUUGUUUUCUUUUUUUUUUUUUUUGUUUCUCGUCUCUUUCUUCUUCUUUCCCUGUCCUUUUACUCCUAGAAUGUUUCCGACGGAUCUUCGACAUCACCAUAAAAACACAAAAGAAGAAAUUACGAGAAAAAGAUUUUAUAGAAACUAGUCAUUGGUUCGACAAUGUGACCGUCAACGUUUUUUGUGUAAUAACUUUGUAUAGCGGUUUGAAAAAAUUCGGUGCCAUAGAACAAAAAUGCGCCAUACGAAAAAGAAAAAAAAGAAAAUAAAUAAAUACUAUAGA